Paramecium octaurelia is the source of this 819-nucleotide messenger RNA. The record is from the annotation of a GenBank genome assembly. NCBI's taxonomy places the organism in Eukaryota, Ciliophora, Oligohymenophorea, Peniculida, Parameciidae.
AUGGCUAAGCGAUCCAAAUCAAUUGAGCGAACUAUAAAAGAAGCUGAACAAUACUUGAGCCGAUUUCCUAAUUCAAUAGAAAAUUAAAGACAAAACAAGAAUGAUCAAAAACAUCUAAAUUAAGUUCAAUAAAAAUGUGGUCCAAAUAUCUAAUAAUAAGCUAGUAAGAAGGAGAAGAAACAGGAGAAAUAAAAGGUUAAGAGUAUAUAGACGACUUAAAAAACAUUGAAAGAGUUCUUUAAAAAAACAAUUGAGAAGGAUAACAAUAUCUAAAAAAUAGUAUAGGAUAAUCAUGAACAGCUUAAAGUAGUGAAGGAUUAGCAAGAAUAAUAAGAAUAAGUCGAUGUAAAUUAAAUACUGGGAGAUGAUUAAUAAAAUAUUAGAGUGAUUAUAUAAAAUGAUAAAAAUAAGGAAUAAUAAUAGAAUGCAAAUAUUAACAAAGUUUCAUAAGACUGGUGGAAAUCAAUUUUUCAUUAAGGAAAUAAAUAAAAUUAAGGUUCUGUUAAAAGCAAUUCGUCGACAUCUUUUCUACAACCAAAAACUGAGAAUCAAAAUAUUAGUGUUUAAUAAAAAGUAAAGUAAAAAUGCGAAGAACUCACCAAAGUAAUUAAAGAAUAGGAAUCCAUAGUUACAUCAAAUUAAGCAUAAGGUAAAAAGACAUUACUGAGUUUAACAGACUUGUUUGUAAACUAAAAAUCAAAGAUAAAUUCAACCACUAAAUACUUUAAAUCAAAUGAAAAAUUGAAUUCAAUAUAAGUAAAGGAUUAUGACCUAAAUANUAUAUAAAUAAAAAUUUCAAAUGAAAAUGCGGGGUAUUGA